Messenger RNA from Marmota monax (woodchuck), 7585 nucleotides. It is a transcript of the gene Brip1, whose product is annotated as BRCA1 interacting helicase 1. Gene Ontology annotation, cellular component: nucleus. NCBI's taxonomy places the organism in Eukaryota, Metazoa, Chordata, Mammalia, Rodentia, Sciuridae. The transcript has 20 exons. The record is from RefSeq and is a predicted model, not a curated record. Gene Ontology annotation, molecular function: DNA binding; ATP binding; DNA helicase activity. Gene Ontology annotation, biological process: nucleotide-excision repair; double-strand break repair involved in meiotic recombination. The coding region runs from base 148 to 3753 and encodes 1201 amino acids.
AAUGAGAGCUGGAGCCAGGAAAAGGUAAAGCGGCUGGAACUCGCGACACACCAGGGAGUAGUAGUCUGCGAGGAAAAGAGAGAAUUAAGGCUUGCGCCAUUUUUUCUCUGCUAGGAGUUAGGAAUCUAAAGUAAACAAGAAAGCAGGAUGUCCUCAAUGUGGUCUGAAUAUACAAUUUGCGGAGUGAAGAUCAAAUUUCCUUGUAAAGCUUACCCAUCACAGCUUGCUAUGAUGAAUUCUAUUGUCAGAGGAUUAAAUGGUAGUCAACAUUGUUUGUUGGAGAGCCCCACAGGAAGUGGAAAAAGCUUAGCCUUACUUUGUUCUGCUUUAGCAUGGCAGCAAUCUCUUAAUGGGAAGCCAAUGGAUGAAGGCUUAAGUAAAAAAACUGAAGUACCAUUGUCAUGUUGUUGUACAUGCCAUUCAAAGAAUUUCACACACAGAGACCUGAACCAAGGAACUUCACCUCAUUUCAAUAGUCCAAGCACGCCACCUUCUGAAAGAAAUGGCAGUUCAUCGACUUGUCAAGACUCUCCUGAAAAAAACACUCUGGCUGCAAAGUUAUCUGCCAAGAAACAGGCAUCCACAUGUCGGGAUGAAAAUGAUGAUUUUCAAGUAGAGAAGAAAAGAAUUCGACAUGUAGAAACUACACAGCAGAUUAGAAAACGUCAGUGUUUUGAAAAGGAAGCAUACCAUUUAGAUACACCUGUUUCUUCAGCAAAGACUGUAAAACCCAACUCUCCAUUAGGAAAGCCUCCUGGCCAGUGUUCUAAGUGCUGUUGUUCUGCAAAACAAGGAAACAGUCAAGAGUCUUCAAAUACCAUUAAGAAGGAUCAAGGGGGGAAAUUCAAGAGACCCAAAAUAUAUUUUGGGACACGUACACACAAGCAGAUCGCUCAGAUUACUAAAGAGCUCCGGAGGACAGCAUAUUCAUGGGUGCCAAUGACCAUUCUUUCCAGCAGGGAUCAUACUUGUGUCCAUCCUGAAGUCAUUGGUAACUUCAACAGAAAAGAAAAGUGCAUGGAAUUUCUGGAUGGAAAAAAUGGAAAAUCCUGCUAUUUCUAUCAUGGUGUUCAUAAAAUUAGUGAUCAACACACAUUACAGACUCUUCAUGGGAUGUGCAAAGCCUGGGAUAUAGAAGAACUUGUAAGCCUGGGGAAAAAACUAAAGGCAUGCCCAUAUUACACAGCUCGAGAACUGAUAGGAGAUGCUGACAUCGUCUUUUGUCCCUAUAACUAUCUUCUAGAUGCACAAAUAAGGGAAAGUAUGGAUAUAAAUCUGAAAGAACAGGUUGUCAUUUUAGACGAAGCUCAUAACAUUGAAGACUGUGCUCGGGAAUCAGCAAGUUACAGUGUGACAGAAGUCCAGCUUCGGUUUGCUCGAGAUGAACUAGAUAUUUUGGUUACCAAUAAUAUAAGGAAGAAAGACCAUGAACCCCUUCGAGCUGUGUGCUAUAGCCUCAUUAAUUGGUUAGAAGCAAACUCUGAACAUCUUGUAGAAAGGGAUUAUGAAUCAUCUUGUAAAAUAUGGAGUGGAAAUGAAAUGCUCUUAAACUUAUAUAAAAUGGGCAUCACUACUUCUACUUUUCCCAUUUUGCAGGAGCAUUUUUCUACUGUUCUUCAAAAAGAAGAAAAACUCCCAUCAGUUCAUGGUAAAGAGGUGGCAAGAGAAGUACCUAUUCUUAGUGCUUCAACUCAAAUAAUGCUCAAAGGACUUUUUAUGGUGCUUGACUAUCUGUUUAGGCAAAACAGCAGAUUUGCAGAUGAUUAUAAAAUUGCUAUUCAGCAGACUUACUCCUGGACAAAUCAGAUUGAUAUUUCAGAUAAAAAUGGAUUCUUUGCUCCACCAAAAAAUAAGAAACGUUCACGACAGAAAAUUGCAGUUCGUGUGCUAAACUUUUGGUGCUUAAAUCCAGCUGUGGCCUUUUCAGAUAUUAAUGGCAAAGUUCGGACAAUUGUUUUGACAUCUGGUACAUUGUCACCAAUGAAAUCCUUUUCAUCAGAGCUUGGUGUUACAUUUGCUAUCCAACUAGAGGCUAAUCAUGUCAUUAAUAACUCACAGGUUUGGGUUGGUACCAUUGGUUCAGGCCCUAAGGGUCGGAAUCUCUGUGCUACCUUCCAGCAUACGGAAACAUUUGAGUUCCAGGAUGAAGUGGGAGCACUUUUGUUAUCUGUAUGCCAGACUGUGAGCCACGGAAUUUUGUGUUUUUUACCAUCAUAUAAGCUAUUAGAAAAAUUAAGAGAACGUUGGCUCCAUACUGGUUUGUGGCAUAAUCUGGAGUUGGUGAAGACAGUCAUUGUAGAACCACAAGGAGGAGAAAAAACUGAUUUUGAUGAAUUGUUGCAGGUGUACUAUGACUCAAUCAAGUAUAAAGGAGAGAAAGAUGGAGCCCUGCUAAUAGCAGUUUGUCGUGGUAAAGUGAGUGAGGGUCUGGAUUUCUCAGAUGACAAUGCCCGUGCUGUCAUAACAAUAGGAAUUCCUUUUCCAAAUGUCAAAGAUCUACAGGUUGAACUAAAGCGACAAUAUAAUGACCACCAUUCAAAAUUGAGAGGUCUUUUACCUGGCCGUCAGUGGUAUGAAAUUCAAGCAUAUAGGGCCUUAAACCAGGCCCUAGGUAGGUGUAUUCGACACAGAAAUGAUUGGGGAGCUCUUAUUCUAGUGGAUGACCGUUUCAGGAAUAACCCAAAUCGCUAUAUAUCUGGACUUUCUAAAUGGAUAAGGCAGCAGAUUCAGCACCAUUCAACUUUUGAAAGUGCACUGGAAUCCUUGGCUGAAUUUUCCAAAAAGCACCAAAAAAUCAUUGAUAUAUCCAAAAAGGACCAAAAGUGUAUACAAGACAGUAAAUCUACUCUUGAAGAGUCCUAUUUGGAGAAUGAUAGCCCUACUUAUUUACUUGAUACAUUAAGUUAUCUACCACCAGAACAUCCUACGAAAUGUAAAACAAAAAUGUGUGUCCAAGAACUACAGUGUCCUAAAGUGAUUACUAAAAACUCAUUUCUACCAAGUGAUAUCAUCUCUAGAAAAGAGAAAGAUGAUCCAGUAUUAUUGGAAGAGUCUGUCCAAGCAAAGAAAGCUGAAAAAUUUGUGAUUUCCAGAUCCUCAAGCCCAACUUUCAGUAAAGAAACAAAGAAAGUUAGCUGGUCUAACUUUAAUUCUUUAGGACAGUAUUUUACUGGCAAGAUGCAGGCUGUUACACCCCAGCUCAGUACAUCAGAGAAUUGUGCCUCUAGUUCUUCCACUUUCAAAGAAGAAAAUAAGGAAAAUAAAACUACUUUGCCACUUACUGAUAAAUAUGAUUCCUCAAAUAUAAAAGUAAACAUGCCGUUUGGGCUAUGCCCUCAAUCAGAAAACAUUAUUUCAUCAAUAAAGAUUGACACUACUCUUUCCAAAAAAGAUCAUUCAAAAGAACUGUUCUGCUCUAAAGAAGCCCAGGAUCCAGAUUUGGAACUGUCUCAGAAAUGUGAAGAAGCUAAACAUUCCAGUUUAAAUACAACUUUUGAAACAGAAGUAGAAGAUGAAUCUAUCUAUUUUACACCUGAACUUUAUGAUUCUGUAGAAACAGAUGAAGAAAAAAAUAAGCUAGUUGAAACCGAUGGAUUCAGUAAUAAUUCAAAUUGCAUUUUAGCUGGAGACUUUUUUGAAAUUAGAACUAUGAAAGGAGUGAAUUCAGUCAGAGAUGUGAAAGCUGAGGAUUACACAGAAACAAAGUUGAAUAGAAUCACUCAUAUUGAAGAGAAUAAAAUUAAUGACAUGUAAAGAAUAAUUUACGCAUUCGAUAAAAUGGUCUUACUUUAAAUUUUCACUUUAAUUCAUUGUUAUCAGAUUUUUUAAUCUAAUUGUAUGUUCAGAAAUGUAAAUUUUACUAUUCUCAAAUUUUGAUAAAGUGAUUCAUACAAAGUUUAUUCCUCUAAUAAGUCUUACUUAGCUAAAUGUAAUUUAAAAUUAAUCAAUCUGAAAGAUAUCUACAGUUUACUAGGGCACUUCCAAUUUCACAUUAACUGUUCAUAUUUUGUAGUCCGCUUUAUCCAUUUAUUUUCACGCUGAUAUAUAAAUAUUAGUAGCAGUUGCAUCUAGUCAUAUCUCAGCUACAUUUCACUAUAUGUUUUACUUUCAAUUGGUCUGACUUUUUUCUUAGAUAUCAAAAUUUGUCUUGAAGAAUUUAUUCCCUAACCAAACUGCCAAGUCAGAAAAAUUAAGGAAGGAAAUAACAUGCUUUCUCCACCCCUAACCCUUUUUAACUUUACUUUGAGGCACAGUUUUGCUAAGUUUCCUAGGCUGACCUCCAACUUGUGAUCCUCCUGCCUCAGCCUCCCAAGUAGCUGAGAUUACAGAUGUGCACCACUGUACCUAGCAACAGCAUGCAUUCUUAACUGAAGUUGUUUUACCUUUCGUUUGAUAAAGCUAAAAUUAAACAUCAUGAACAAAAUUAUGUAAAGUUAAAAAAAAAAGCCAAAUGAAAUAUUCCACAUAUUCAGUUCUUAAUUAUUUAACUUCAUCAUCAUUACAGGGAAAGGUGAUAAUUGAUCCCCAGCUCUAGAGGGGAAGAAAGUGGUAUUUUAUAAUAUAACUUAAAUUAUACAACUUUUAUAAAGAUAGAAAACUUGAUGUAUAAAUUUAAUAAGCAAACCCAUAUAUGUACUACAGCUGAAAUAUGUUUCCUUAAAGGACAUGAAUCCUUUCUGUAAAUUUUGAGUGUGUUUAUGCUUUAGUGAAUGAAAUUAUACAUUUGAUCAAAAAUGGUUAUAAAAGAUGUUCUUCUUAACAGGCGUGAUGGUGCAUGCCCGUAAUCCAAGUUAUUUAGGAGGUGAAGGCAAGCGAAUCGCAAGUUCGAGGCCAGCCUUCGCAACUUAGUGACGCAUGUCUCAAAAAAGUGGCUGGGGUCCGGGUGUGGGACUCAGGAUGAAUCUUAGUGGUAGAGUGCCCCUGGGUUCAAUCCUCAGUACCACAAAAGGCAGGGGGGCUGGGUGGUGUGGCCAUUUCUGACUUCAUUCCAAAAAUACAUACACUAAUCUUUUUCUAAGAAACAUCUGUUAUUCAGUGGGCAAUUUGGACUUCUUGUGAGUGACUUGAAUUGUUUUGUUUGCUCCUAGUGAUAGAACCCAGGGCCUUGCAUAUGGUACUCAAGGCUUCUACAUUCCCAGACAAAACUGAAAUUUUAUGAGCUGUGCAAGUAGUUCAUAUAGCAUGUUAUCAAGUCAGAAUUACUAGUAGUCAGAUAUUUUUAACAUUCAUUUAGAGAAAUUAUUACAUAUACAUAUAUUUUGCUUUCAUUUUUAUAGCAUUUUUAUUUAAUACAGCUUAUCUCCUUCUAUAGCAUUGGUUAUUGCAACCCUAAAAAUAGUUAAGAGACAUUUAAAUUGACAGUUUAUCAGUUAAAGAAUUUAUCUCUAAAUAUUGGGAUAUAUUAGACCCCAAUACUAGAUUCCUGAUAUUAUGUAUUUUUCUUAGUUGUUCAGUAAGUAAUAAAUACCAAACAUUAGAUUAGAAUAUAAUUGCUACAUUGUUUUGAAAGAGUGAAACCAUUAUUCCCCUCUAAAAUUGAUUAAACUACAGAUAAGGGUAACAUGGUAGGGGAAAGAGUACCAAGUAGAAGAUAGGAGACUUGGACUCUAUUCCUUGCUCAGGCUCUAAUUUGCUAAGUCAUAUUGGCAAUACCACGUCUUACACAGAAUUAAUUUUAUCUAUGAAAUGUAAAAUUCAGUACUAUAAAGUCAUACAAACCCCUUUCUACUUUAAAUAUAUAAGAUUUAAAGGAAUGUCUGUUGACAUUUUACUCUGAGUCAGUUUUGACUUGCUUUUAUUCCAAAAUGCUUAAAAUAAAACAUACAUUUAGGGAGCAUAGGAUAGGUACAUAAUGACUUGGAAAGCUUAAGACAUUUUGGGGACUUUCAAAUUUGACUUUAGAAGAAUUGCUAAAGUACAUGAAGAAAUCAAGCAUAUUAUUUUGUAGUUAGAUUCUACUGUUAUUACCCAAUUUUAUCAUCCCCUUUCCCAAAGUAAGAUUUUUUUUUAUUCUUUCAAGAAUCUAAUCCUUUUAGGCUAAGAUUUUUUCCAUUACUGAGAAUGUGCAUAGACAUGUGCCACAAGCCUUUAGUAAAACUAAAAGGUGUUUCAAAAAUUUUGCACAAUGAUAUCACUGUUGAAAUAGGUCUAUAGUCACUCCUCAAAUCACAAUUUUGACCAAGAUGAUAGUCCAGAAGUAAACUACUGGCUUUUGUAGAAUAGAAGGUAUUCAUUACUGAUAACAUGUUUUUUCUUAAGAUGUUUAUAUCAUUGUUAAAACAUAUGAAAGCAUUUGAAAGAGUACUUGGCAUUUGGCGGGCUACCAAUUAAUUAUCAGUUAGCAGUUAAUUAUUAGUAACCAAUCAUGUAUCUGAUGUACACUCUUGCUUUAUAUAAAGCUUUCCCUAACUGUAGAUUGAUGGAUAUAGAUCAUCUGACAAUGAACCAUCCUAUAGGAAAAGGAAAAGUUAUUUGACUGGUUUAUUUUUUAAACUUUUUGAGAUAUAUGUUAGAAAUUGUUUUAUCAGAUAAUUUGUCUUAUAUAUUCAAUGCAUAUAAAAUAAUAUGGAAGAGCUAAAAAUAUAUAUAGAUACAGGCCAUGAAUCAUGAAAACUACCAUUGCAGUAAGGGAUUUAUUCAUGGAAGAAAGGUACAAUGUAAAGAAUAGAUGAUAUUUGAAUUUUAGAUGAAUCAUUUAAAACUUUAUAAAUUGUAGCCAGGCACAGCACACACCUGUAAUCCCAGAGGCUAAGGAGGCCGAGACAGGAGAAUCGCAAGUACAAAGCUAGCCUUAGCAACAGUGAGGUGCUAAGCAAAUCAGUGAAACCCUGUCUCUAAAUAAAAUACAAAAUAGGGCUGGGGAUGUGUGGGCUGAGUGGCCGAGUGCCUGCCCCCAAGUUCAACCCCCAGUACCUCACGCCCCCCAAAAAACUUUAUAAAAUAGUGUUGGAAAUUAAUGAGAAUUCUUACUAUGCUCCUACUAUGCAUUUUAUUUUUACAUGGUUUUAAGUUUGGCACUGCUUUUACAUUCACAUAAGGCUUUGUUUUUAUUCUUAUGAUCUUUCUAUUCAAAACAUUAAUUUUAAAAAAGAGUAUUCUCAUACUAUUUUUCUGCAAUAGGACUUUGUCAUGUUAUUAUUUUCCUAUAAUAAAACACACUCAAAAUAUUUAAUUCUUUAGAACUGCUUAUAAAACUUCUUCAUGAAAUCAAAGUGCCUGUUGUAAAAUCACUUGAAAGACUGGUUAUUGUAGUCAUCUGUAAAUGAUGGCAUUCUUUGUAUAUUUGAUUACCACACAGUUAUUCUUACUUACACUCUUUUUAAUCUCAAAUUUCUCAGCCUACCAUACAAGAGUUUAUUUCAACUUUUAUGAAUUCUUGUUAUAUUUCUUGUCUAUUUCCAUAGCAAAAUGAUGUCAAUCAUUUGUAAAGAUAGUAUUAAUAAUGAAAUUUUUCAUAAUCAAAAAAGUUUAAGACCACAUCAGGCAAUGAAUGUCUAAGAAAGCUAAAACCUUAAUGUGAAAUAUCUGUGCAGCUAUGAAACAUACAAUAAAGAACAUCAUUUCAGGAAAUGGAAAUUUAGAAAAA